Molecule: messenger RNA, 2067 nt
Organism: Phaedon cochleariae (mustard beetle)
Lineage: Eukaryota; Metazoa; Arthropoda; Insecta; Coleoptera; Chrysomelidae
Source: the annotation of a GenBank genome assembly
AUGAUUGUCCUACUACUAGCAGCAUUACUCUUUCAAUUUUCUUCAACAUUGACUUACGAUUUCACCUCUGAACUCCAGUUUAUUUCGCUACAAGAAAUUCCUCCAACUGCAGUAGUCAACAACGAUGGUAUCUCUUUCGAAUCGAAACUUCCUGAAGAGAAGAGUGCAGACCUACCUCCGGACAAUGGAGGAAAUUAUGGUGAUCUCAUAUACAGAUUCAGAGAAAAUAAGGAUGCGUUGUUAUUGAGGGAAGUUAUAAUAACAGAGGAGUUGUCAAGUUACGAGCAAACAAUAAGAUGGAUGCUCUUAUCCUGGCACCUCCUAUCGCCGAGUCUGAUAAUACUGUGGUUAUGUUCGACCCAUUCGCUCUGCCCUGAAUUCUGCUCCUGCAAACAGACCGAAAAGGGCCAAAGGAAAACAGCCUGUCCUAAGGGAGGCAUGCACCACAUACCAACGUCCGAGAUGGACGCAAGCAUGGAGAUUUUGGAGAUAUCCGCGCCUGAGGACCUUCCUAAUUCUCUGUCCAUUAGCCCAGUAUUCCAGCAAUUCAAGAAGCUGGAGGAGCUUGUGAUCAGACGUUCGAACGUCCUGCAGAUUGGGACCCAUCCGUUCUGGGGAGUUCCUACUCUACGUUUCUUAGACCUGUCUCUCAACAACAUCACCUCGGUUAUGGACCACAACUUCCGAGGGCUAGUGAACCUGGUGGAACUGAAUUUGGACGGUAACAGGAUCGGAAGGAUCCAGGUGGGCGCAUUCAAACAUCUCACGGAGUUGCGAGUGCUGACUUUGAGGAGUAACUUGUUGAGUGAAUUGGUGCCGAGGAUAUUUUUGAAACUCGUGAAGUUGCAUGUGUUGAAAUUGAGCGGGAACGAGUUGGAGGAGAUUGAUCCGGAAGUGUUCAAGGAUGUUCCGGACCUCCGCGUGCUCGAACUUCGGGGAUGCGGACUGAAAAGGAUAAACACUCAGCUCUAUCACUUGCUGCCUUACAUCACGCAUCUGGAUCUCGGCAAUAACCAAAUUCAGUUUCUGUCCCGAGACGAAUUCCUGGACUUGCACCGACUGCACGUUCUCAAACUGGACGGUAACAUGUUACCAGUCGUCCUGGAAAAAACUUUCACGCACAACCAGCAGCUCAAAUUCCUAUGUCUGGCAAGGAAUCGACUAGCGAAGAUAACCGACACUGCCUUCUACAACCUAACUAGCCUAAUAGAACUAGAUAUAAGCUAUAACAAGCUCAGUGGGAUUGAAGCUGUGGCUCUAACACACAUUGCCGACUCCCUUCAAAGGCUCGUGAUCAGCGGCAAUAACUUUACGCUGGCUCUCUUGAAGAUUAUCCUGCAAACGCUUUACAGAGUGUGGCAUUUGGAAAUGGCGCACAUCAAGCUCAAAGCUCUUCCAGAACGUUUCAUUCCCGACAGGAUCAAGAAACUUAACGUAUCUUGGAAUGAAUUAUCUAGCAUAAGCGUUCAAGCGUUUCCCAGACAACUCAUCGAGUUGGAUAUUUCGAAUAACGAACUCAAGGGUCUGAACGAUAGUGUCAUUCAAAAAUUGGAAACUCUGAAGUUCGUGAAUCUAUCGGGAAAUCCUUGGACGUGCACGCUGUGUCACAUAACCCCCAUACUCCUCCAUGUAAAUAAAACGAACUUGUUUAAGCAAUCUGUAUGUGCCUCACCCACAAGCUCGAGCGGUAAAAAGCUCAGCGAACUCAGCGUGAAAGAAGUGAAAGCUUGCGGUGGAAGCUCAGACUCUGAUAAAAAAAUUCCUUCCGACAAACUGACGCUGCUCGUGGGGUUGUUGUGUAUCGUGGUUUUAGGUGUGCUUUCGGUGAUUUUCGUGGUGGUGUCGUGCGUAAAAAUGCACGCGGGCAAUGCGGAAAGGCGGCACAAAAGAGCGGUGGAGCGGGCAGAGAACAACUUGGAUAACGCCACAGCUAUUUUUAGCAAAGGCGAGCUCAGUUUCAAGUUUCCAUUGGAUCUCACCGAAAGGCGGAUGUCUGUGUCGACAAUUGACGAGAUUAAGAAGGAUCCGCAACAAGAAAUGUCGAAUGGAAGUGUCACGGGGAUUUGA